Messenger RNA from Microcebus murinus (gray mouse lemur), 3682 nucleotides. RefSeq names its product FKBP prolyl isomerase 5 (gene FKBP5). NCBI's taxonomy places the organism in Eukaryota, Metazoa, Chordata, Mammalia, Primates, Cheirogaleidae. The record is from RefSeq and is a predicted model, not a curated record. Gene Ontology annotation, molecular function: protein binding; peptidyl-prolyl cis-trans isomerase activity.
GGCCGGCACACGGGCGCUGCCAGUCUUGGGCGGCGGUGUCCAGCGCGCGGGCGGCCUGCUGGGCGGGCUGACGGGGAGCGGCGCGCGGGCCAGGCGGAGAGACACGGAGCCGGCGAGCCCCGCGGCGACAGGUUUUCUACUUAUAAAAGACAAUGACUACUGAUGAAGGUGCCAAGAACAAUGGAGAAAGCCCGGCAGCCACUGUUGCUGAACAGGGAGAGGAUAUUACCUCCAAAAAAGAUAGAGGAGUAUUAAAGAUUGUCAAAAGAGUGGGGAGCAGUGAGGAAAUGCCAAUGAUUGGAGACAAAGUUUAUGUCCAUUACAAAGGAAAAUUAUCAAAUGGAAAGAAGUUUGAUUCCAGUCAUGAUAGAAAUGAACCAUUUGUCUUUAGUCUUGGCAAAGGCCAAGUUAUCAAGGCAUGGGACAUUGGUGUGGCCACCAUGAAGAAAGGAGAGGUCUGCCAUUUGCUGUGCAAACCAGAAUAUGCAUAUGGCUCAGCUGGCAGUCUCCCUAAAAUUCCCUCAAACGCAACUCUCUUUUUUGAGAUUGAGCUCCUCGAUUUCAAAGGAGAGGAUUUAUUUGAAGAUGGAGGCAUUAUCCGGAGAAUAAAACGGAAAGGAGAAGGAUACUCAAACCCAAAUGAAGGAGCAACAGUGGAAAUCCACCUGGAAGGCCGCUGUGGUGAAAGGAUGUUUGAUUGCAGAAACGUGGUAUUCACUGUUGGUGAAGGAGAAGACCACGACAUUCCCAUUGGAAUUGACAAAGCCCUGGAGAAGAUGCAGCGGGAAGAACAAUGUAUUUUAUAUCUUGGACCACGAUACGGUUUUGGAGAGGCAGGGAAGCCUAAAUUUGGCAUUGAACCUAAUGCUGAGCUUAUAUAUGAAGUUACACUAAAGAGCUUCGAAAAGGCCAAAGAAUCCUGGGAGAUGGAUACCAAAGAAAAAUUGGAGCAGGCUGCCAUUGUCAAAGAGAAGGGAACCUUAUACUUCAAGGGAGGCAAGUACAUGCAGGCAGUGAUUCAGUACGGGAAGAUAGUGUCCUGGCUAGAGAUGGAGUAUGGUUUGUCAGAAAAGGAGUCCAAGGCUUCAGAAUCGUUCCUGCUCGCUGCCUUUCUCAACCUGGCCAUGUGCUACCUGAAGCUCAGAGAAUACACCAAAGCCGUGGAAUGCUGCGAUAAGGCGCUGGGACUGGACAGUGCCAACGAGAAAGGCUUGUACAGGAGGGGUGAAGCCCAGCUGCUCAUGAAUGAGUUUGAGUCAGCCAAGGGUGACUUCGAGAAAGUGUUGGAAGUAAAUCCCCAGAAUAAGGCUGCAAGACUGCAGAUCUCCAUGUGCCAGAAAAAGGCCAAAGAGCACAACGAGCGGGACCGCAAGAUAUACGCCAACAUGUUCAAGAAGUUUGCAGAGCAGGACGCAAAGGAAGAGGCCAGUAGAGCCAUGGGCAAGAAGACUUUAGAAGGGGUCACCAAUGAAAAAGAAACAGAGAAUCAAGCAAUGGAAGAAGAGAAACCUGAAGGCCAUGUAUGACGCCACGCCAUGGAGGGAAGAGAGUCCUAAUGAACUCGGCCCCUCCUCGAUGGGCUUUCACCCAACUCAGGACUAAACAGUGUUUAAUGUAAAGUUUGUUAUAGUCUAUGUGAUUCUGGAAGCAAAUGGCAAAACCAGUAGCUUCCCCAAAACAGCCACCCUGCUGCUGCCCAAUAGGUUCAUUGAGGGGUGGCGUGGGACCACUCCAAGUGGAACAACACAGAAGUGACUGUUGGUGUGCAGAGAUUGAGCCAACAGCUUAGGUCCAGCUCAUUUCAGUUUAUGUCAACUUUAAACAUCCAAUUCAGGGUCCCUUGAGAUAAUCCUAACAAUUGGGGCUUCUGUUAGGUUUUACAUUUUAACUUUAAUAGCACUACAGAAAUCUUUUUUAAAAUGCUUAAUGAAUUUCUCCUUUCCUACAGGCGGGUGGGGUGGGCAAGGAGGAUGAAGUUGUGUUUUUUUUAAAUGACUGAAGUGCUGUGAAUGCAACCUGUCGCAUUUUUAACCAACAGAACCCACAGUAGAGGGGUCCACCCCCUCUCCACAGCAGUGUCACAGACUUGAAAGCCAGAACCUCAGAGGCCACUUGCUUGCUGACUUUGCCACCUCCCAGACUCCCUCCUUAGCAGCCUGCUCGGGAGAGUGGGAUCCCCACGCCCAGCCUGUCCCUGGGGGGCAAUCCAUCAUUCCUAAAAUACCUGCAGCGAUGAUAGUGAACAGGCUGGAGUUUCUGGAUUAGCCUGUCCUGUUUUGGAUGAAGUUCUGAGAUGCUGAAAUGCAAAAAGAACAAUCAGAAUUAUGCUUUUCCCCUCUAUUCCUUCUAGAAAAUAAUGUUAAAAUACAUAGUACUUCCUGCUAGCAUUGCUGCUGCUCAGCUUACUUCCAUUCUAAUCCUUGCUGUUAAGAAUAUAAGACUUGUUCUUAUAAUAUUUUUGACCUGGAGUGGAUUUACUUACAUAUCCAUUUAGGACUGAUGCAGCUUUUUUAUCUUCUUUUUUAAAUUACUGGCUCAUAAGCAUAUAUAUACUGGUUUAUGGAACUUUAUUUACACUCCUCUAUCAUGCAAAAAGAAAUUUUGACUUUUUACUACUAAGUAGCCUAAUUUUUAAAAACAAAAUCUGUAGGGUUGACAAAUAAGUAGUUGCUCUUCUACAUUAAGGGUUUUAUCUGCAGGUUUGACAUACAGUCGCUUUCUUUCCUGCCCUGAUGCCUUCUCUGUUCUGGUGUGAGUUGAAAGAGUUGAAAACGGCUUCCCGCGCACGUACAUCUGGCCUAAAUCCCCAGUACUUGAGCAUUGAACUAGGUCAAGUCUUAAAAUAAAUAUGUGCAUGUAGUUGAAUCUUAGUCCUUACGGGUAAAUGAGAUUGAGCGUGGCGCUCUGUUCCGCAGCCUAGGGGACUCUGGGAAUGCGUUUGGCAGGCCUAGCAACCAAUCGCUUAAACCUGGAACAUCUCACUUUUUUAAAUCCUAAAGAACACUGGCAUUAUGUUUUAGAUUAGUUUUAAUUUGCAUGGUAGUUUUAACAAACACUUUUGUUAGGUUAGGAUCCACCUUAAAACCGAAAAAAUCAAGUCAUUUUCUUUCAUACCAGUUUUCUUUUCCCUGGAACAAAUGGAAUCAAAUUGUGAGUUUUUUCCUUUUGUGAUCACCAAAACCUCUCUAAUUUCUCAUUUAUACUUUUGUCUUUUUUCAUGAACUAUUUCUUUAAAAUGCCCUAAUCUCACCUAGGAUAUAUGAAAAGCAAAAAAAGCUUAUUUGCUAAACUGUUUGGUAUUUGAAGCUCUGUUGACUAGAGCACUAUUCCAAUAAGUCCAAGAUUGAAAUUUGAUCCUAAAAAGGCCAGUUAGAUUUUUGCAGGUAACAAACAAAACUAUUCCAAAACUCAUAUGAUCCCAGCUGUCUCCAGUGGGUGUCACAGGUCACCGGGAACUGGCAGGAGUGUGUGGGAGCGGGGACGAGCGUGUGAGUGGCUCCAAGCAGAUGAGAUCCAGGUGUCUGUCAUCAUCCAGAAAGAGACUUCACAUGUUCUUGUAUCAAAUUCAGUAAUGUUAAACAAUUCAUGUUGAAAUCAGAUGUCUUUGACCCACCUUUUAGACUGCGUAUGGGUUGGCGAGUCAGUAUAUGAUGAAUUAAAAACAAAUUGUUUUUUUAAAAAA